Cadophora gregata is the source of this 273-nucleotide messenger RNA. RefSeq lists its product as uncharacterized. The coding region runs from base 1 to 273 and encodes 90 amino acids. The record is from RefSeq and is a predicted model, not a curated record. Lineage: Eukaryota; Fungi; Ascomycota; Leotiomycetes; Helotiales; Ploettnerulaceae. The transcript is spliced from 2 exons.
AUGGCCGCUCAAGUCCUCUUAUCGACCGUGUUCCCAGCCUUGAAGCUUAGAAGUCUGCAAGAAGUACCAUGUGGAGCCUCCCCGCACCUCAAGGCUCCACCAGGGAAGAUGGUCAUCAAGAUACCCGAUAUGUUCAAGUCCUUCAUGUCAGCUACACCGAAGGUCAAUCCAUUCUAUGAGGAGGUGAAACUCGAAGCAGAUACCUGGAUUACAGAGAAACUCGACGCAAAUGAAAAGAUGAAAAAGACAAUCACCAAGACAGACUUUGCUUGA